AUGUCUCCACCAGUAGAAGAACCCAGAUCAGGGCAGGAGGAGGAGGAGGAGAAGGAAGAGGAGAAGGAGAAGGAAGAGAAGGAGGAGGAGGAGGAGGAGGAGGAGGAGGAGGAGGAGGAUUGGGAGCAAGAAUGGCAGAUGCAUGAUGAUAACCUGUCAGCAGAGGAUGAGAAGAUAUUCACCACAUUCUACACAAAGAUGAACAGACACUUCACAAAUGCACAGUACAACUGUUAG
Molecule: messenger RNA, 237 nt
Organism: Dacryopinax primogenitus
Lineage: Eukaryota; Fungi; Basidiomycota; Dacrymycetes; Dacrymycetales; Dacrymycetaceae
Exons: 2
Coding region: 1-237 (78 amino acids)
Source: RefSeq, a predicted model, not a curated record